UAAUUGUAAACUGGGACGCACAUCAUUUGGUUUUUUUCUUCCACUGCGAGGAGACCUAAGGAGACACUACAGUCAUGGCGAGCGACGGCGUCCUUGCUGUGAUGGUCGUCGUGAUUAUGUUGAAUUUAUUUACAGCGGCAGCCGGACUGGCGUUAUUUGCAUUAGCCAUUUGGGUUGUUGUAGAUCCAUAUAAACUGUAUCCAAUAUCAGCUGUAUCAGGGAAGGAUGACAUCUUCGCAGCAGCCUGGAUAGCCGUCUUCACUGGCUUUGCCUACUUCUGCACCGCCAUCUUCGGCGUCUACGCCGCAGUGAAAAAGAGACGGUCGCUCAUGCUGGUGUACCUGAUGCUCAUGUUCAUCAUCUUCAUUUUCGAAUGCGCAUCCUGCAUCACGGCGGUCACCAACAGAGACUAUCUAGUCGGAAACAGCAACCUGGUGAAGAAUCAGAUGCUAACGUACUAUGGAUCCAACAGCAACCAAGGACAACAGAUUACUGCUACUUGGAAUAAAGUAAUGCAGGAUGCUCAAUGCUGUGGUACGGACGGCCCACUGGACUGGGUGACCUUUAAUUCCACCUUCAAGCAGACCUACGGCUCAUUUAACUGGCCCCUGCACUGCUGCAAAACUCAGUACAGCAUUGAUCCUGCUGACCAAACUGGCUGCAUGCUUGGCCAGACCAGUGCACUAUACAGCUCGGGCUGUUUCAACUACAUCCAGUCUAAGUUAAAUAUUUAUACCUGGUCUGUUAGCUGGUACGGCUUUGCCGUACAAAUUCUUGUGUUUUUCCUCCUGCUGAUCGCCAUGUUCUACUUCCUUCUCCUGGAUUAACAUUCAAAACGUGCUAAUGUGGCAUAUGAAUGUAGUUUAUCAAAGUAAUAAACGCCUGCUAGAUUUGUCUCAUUUAUAGGAUUUGGACUAAUACCACAUAUAAACCUGCCGUUUCUGCCUCCUGCUGCCGAGAUCUUCCUUCGUGAAAAAAUCUAAUCGCACAGAAUUGACAGUUUUCUCUUCGUUGAGUCUUUGUUUUUAUGUUUUUUGUGUUUGUCUGGCACAAUAGGUGCUUUGUUUCUUUUGAACUGUCAGGGGUUCGUAUUACAAAUUCCACUACAGAACAUUAUAGGGUUUUUUUUUUCUCUUAUGGCAAUUGUAAAUUUAUAGUAAUAUAUAUUUAUGGCAUAUCUUAAUCAAUGAUGUGUCUGCAUAUGUGGAUUUUGUAGUUGUGUUAAUAAAGCCUAAAGUAUUGAUGUGUUUAUAUUCAUACUAUAUUUGUAUCUAAGCCUUAUGUAACAGCACUUUUUUUCAUAGUGACAGUUACACCCAGGAAACUACAAACAAGUACAAACAAGCUGCCUGAUUCUAUACAGGAGUUAAAUACUGAAGGCGUAGACCCUUAGUCAUGGCUGGGUGUGGAUCUGGUCACAGAGAGGCUGACUAGUUUUACCAGACAUUCAUCUAGGACAUGUGUAGAAAGAAAUUUUUACUCUGUUAUAGCUGAAAACAAAAUAAUAAACUCUUUUCUUAUAAGAAUGACAAAAAACUGACUUGAUAGUAAUUGAUGAGAAAAGUUUGUUUUUCAUGUAUACAUAGACACGCCUUGUACUUUUUUAGGAACACCUGUACGCCUGCUUAUUUAACUAGGUCAAUCAUGUGGUAUCAGCAUAAUGCAUAAAAUCAUGUAGAUAAAAGCCACAGCUUCAGAAAAUGUUCCUAUUAAUCUAAUAAUAAACAAACAACUCUUAAUAAGA
Messenger RNA from Clarias gariepinus (North African catfish), 1744 nucleotides. RefSeq names its product uroplakin 1a (gene upk1a). The record is from RefSeq and is a predicted model, not a curated record. NCBI's taxonomy places the organism in Eukaryota, Metazoa, Chordata, Actinopteri, Siluriformes, Clariidae. Bases 75 to 827 code for a protein of 250 amino acids. Gene Ontology annotation, cellular component: membrane. The transcript has 7 exons.